Messenger RNA from Ricinus communis (castor bean), 1649 nucleotides. Its product is annotated as WAT1-related protein At2g39510. Gene Ontology annotation, cellular component: plasma membrane. The transcript has 8 exons. The record is from RefSeq and is a predicted model, not a curated record. Gene Ontology annotation, molecular function: transmembrane transporter activity. Lineage: Eukaryota; Viridiplantae; Streptophyta; Magnoliopsida; Malpighiales; Euphorbiaceae. The coding region runs from base 119 to 1381 and encodes 420 amino acids.
UAUCAGCAGACGUCCUAAUGAAAACUAUAAUUCUAGUUUUUACUUCUAUCUGUUUUUUUCUUUUAUGCAUGUUUUUUCAUCUCUUUAGGGGUUGGCUAAGCUUAUCGUCUUGUUUUAUAUGCAAUUUUUGAAGAAGCUGCCAAAGGUGUUCAAUCUAGAGAGUUACUUGUAUACAAGUACCAGAGCCAAUUUUUCAGUAAAGCAUCACCAAUUAGUGACGGAAAGAGAAGGAAGAAGAAGACUAGAAGAAUUGAGCUCAAGAGAAACAAUGGGAUUGAAAGCAUAUACUUGCGGGCACCUUUGCAAGAGGUUCAGGCCACACCUGCUCAUGUUUUUUGCACAGGUUGGCUACACUUUUCUUUACCUCAUAACUGAAGCUUCCUUCAAUCGUGGGAUGAAUCCUCAUGUCUACAUAACUUAUCGACAUGUUGUUGCUAGUGUGGUGAUGUUACCUAUAGCCUAUUUUGCUGAAAGAAAACAAAGGCCCAAGAUGACAUUAGCUCUUUUCGUGGAGAUAUUCAUUCUCUCUCUCCUGGGGGUGAGUUUGACUCUCAACAUGUACUACGCAAGCUUGAGAUACACCUCCCCAACUUUUGUUGCUUCAGUUGUUAACACCAUAGCUGCCUUAGCUUUUGUAAUCGCAAUUGCAUUAAGGUUGGAGAGCCUUGAUCUUCGAAAUCCUCGAGGGUUAGCAAAACUUCUCGGCACUUUAGUUUCCUUAGCAGGUGUAAUGACUAUGACAUUAUAUAAGGGUCCUAAAAUGAAAAAUCUUUCAGUUACUCCUAUACAUAUUGAAGGAAAUACUGCCAGCAACCACGAAAACUGGCUGAAGGGUUCAAUUCUCACUGUUGCCAGCUGCAUAACAUGGUCUGUCUGGUACAUUAUGCAGGCAGUUACCCUGAAAAGGUAUCCUGCUCAACUGUCGCUGACUGCAUGGAUGAGUAUUGUUGGGGCAGCACAGUCGGCUUUCUUCACAGUGAUUGUAGAACAUAGAAAGGCUGCUUGGACUAUUGGAUUCAAUGUUGAUUUCUGGUCAAUUUUAUAUGGUGGAGUGGUAAUGUCUGGUGCCGUAGUUUUCAUUCAGCUGUGGUGCACAGAAGUGAAAGGGCCAGUUUUUGUGACCAUGUUCAAUCCAGUUUCAACAAUAUUAGUUGCAGUGAUUGCGUACUUUGUUCUUGGUGAAAAACUAUACCUGGGCAGCAUAGUAGGUGCUGUUGUAGUGAUCUUCGGCUUAUAUUUGCUUUUAUGGGGCAAAGAAGGUGAUCAACCAGUUCAAAGCAAAUCAGAAGAUCAGUUUGACUCAAGCUGUGAUGAGCAAAAGGACAACAUCAGACACAUUGCUGGUUCAGUUGAAACCAAAGUAACACCAGGCGAACCUUGAUGUCCAAAGUCAUUAACACAAUAAAAGGAUCAAUACACCUCUGAGAUAUAAGAAUACAGUUUUAACGAAGUUAAAUCCCGACAAGUUAAGAUCUUUCCAAGUUUGUCUUCAGAUGGCAGCAGUCAAAAAUCUAGCAUGCAAACUCUUAGCUUGAAGAAAUUCCAUUUUAUACAGAGGAAAUUCUUCAAGAUCAAUCAUCAACAACAGAUAUUGUAUAAUUCAUUUGAGCAAAUAAUUGCCAACUAAUACACUUCUUGUCAUUCUCCAA